UGCCUCGGCAACAGCCAACCUAGAAGUCAGGAAGGCGGGAGUUCCGGUUGCCGUUGCUGUGUGUGUGGUGGUUACUGCUCUCCGAAUGGGAGAGAAGAAUUGUAUUUUGUCUCCUCUCCACUGGUUUUGCGAUAGAAGAGUCGUAAACUGCAGUGAAGAGAGUGACAAUUAAACGACAUUUCCUUGUUAUUCUCCUUCUCAACCAGCAGUACAUUUGAGUCGCAAACAGAAAACGAAAUUGAAAAACAGCAACCAAGCGAUUUUUGUUGUAUCACCAAGUAGAAGAAAAACAUAUCAGGCAGAACUUCAAAUUUACGUUUUAUAGUCCGACAUUUUUAAUUUAAGAUUUAUUUAGAACAUAUUUGGAACCCGCACCUAUCCUACUCUAUCCUUUUUUUUUUUUUUUUUUUUUUUUUUUUUGAAAAGCUACCGGUUGAAUUCCUGCCGUCGCUGAGGGAUAAAAAUCUGAAGCGAGGCGGCCCACACAGUCAGGACAGUGCCUGUGUGCAGUCGACAGCUUACUUGGUGACUAACAGACUUCUCCCUGAGGAGCCAGAAAGUAGACGGCUCAUGACUUCUGACCAGGAUACAAAAGUUGUAGCUGAACCGCAGGUGCAGCAAGUACAAGAAGCAAAAGACAGUUCUCAUCUGGAAUCUGCCAAGGUUUCUGACCUUAACCCAAAUGCAAAAGUAUGGGCAAAUCACAUGCUAAACUUGGAAUCGACUGGGGCCACCGAUAGCAGUGUUCACAAAACCUGGAAACAAACUUCACACAAAUCAGCUGAAACUUGUCCAGAAGGUUAUGAGGCCAACAGUGAUAAAGAGGAGCUGUAUCAGGAGGCUUUGUUAUCUGAACCCCAGGAGCCUCCAACAGCAUUAACAGAGCAAGCAGACAUGAACGCUGCUGUCAUUCUGGAGUGCCCAGACUCUGUUUAUACAGAGUUUGAUUCUAUUCAGGAAUCCAGUCAAACAGGAGGAAAUGAUCCACCUCGGUCCGAGAGUCAGGAGGACCUUCGGGAACAUCUGAAAAGGACUCUUGAGUUCUGCUUAUCUCGUGAAAACCUUGCCAGCGACAUGUACCUAAUAUCUCAGAUGGACAGUGACCAGUAUGUGCCAAUAAUGACAGUAGCGAACCUUGAUCAUAUAAAGAAACUCAGCACUGAUAUGGAUUUGAUCGUCGACAUCUUAAGGACUUUGCCUUUAGUUCAAGUGGAUGAAAAGGGGGAGAAAGUCAGGCCAAACCAGAAUCGCUGCAUUGUCAUUUUGCGAGAAGUUCCAGAGUCAACCCCAAUUGAGGAGGUGGAAGCUCUGUUUAAAGGAGAAAACCUACCCAAAUUCAUCAAUUGUGAGUUUGCUUACAAUGAUAACUGGUUUAUCACCUUUGAAUCUGAAGCUGAUGCACAACAGGCCUAUAGGUACCUUCGAGAAGAGGUGAAAACUUUUCAAGGAAAACCCAUCAAGGCAAGAAUUAAAGCAAAGGCGAUAGCCAUCAACACGUUUUUGCCAAAGAAUGGCUACAGACCAGUGGAUGUGAACCUCUAUGCUCAACAGCGCUACACAACAUCAUUUUACAUACCUCCUGUGUACAGCCCACAGCAACACUUUCCACUAUAUAGCUUAAUUACUCCACAGACCUGGUCAACAUCACACAGUUUCCUUGAUCCAGCAUUGGUAUCGCCGUUUUCCAAUACUGGAUUUAUAAAUGGGUUUACUACAUCUCCUGGCUUUAAACCUGCUUCAUCUCCACUAACCGUCAGACCGUACUCCCCUAGAAAUAGGAAUCACAGUAAACCUCACUUGCGACCUACAGUACCUAAUGUAGACCGUGGACCAGGACUUCUUGACAGCCCGACUAUAUUUCACUUCCCCACUGAUCGACUGCUGAAUGGUGUUCGCAGCCCUCCGACACGGCCGGUUGGACAGAGCAGACCGCGGUUACAGAGCAGCAUGGGCUACAAAAGAGACAUAGGGACUGGGAGAGUGGAGCCAAGCAAUGCAGACUGUUCAUCUAGUAUGGGAAGGGGAAGGAAAAAUGUCUAUGGAUAUAGGAAGAAAAGGGAAGACAAGUUUACAAGGGCACCAACACAGUCUCCUCCACCUCCCAAACCCCCUUCCCCUAGCUUCGAGCUGGGGCUGUCCAGCUUCCCUCCUUUGCCUGGAGCUGCAGGUCAUCUGAAGACUGAGGAGGCAUUUGAGAGCAGACUGUCUAGUAUUGUAAUAGGAUCUUCUAAAGACAAGAAUGUAAAUGCAGAUGCCAGUCCCAAAACUAUCCCUUCAGGAAUCCCUCAAGAGCCGUCACGGCCUAUUACUUCUGCACUGCCAGUGAGCUUUGCGGGCCCUCCUUCACCACCCCAAUCUCCAGACGAGGUGAAGGUCCAAGAUGCAAAUCCGAGAGAGACACACCCUCCCCUUGAACGGCUAACUGCUGCUCUUACCACUGCAAGUAAAUCGGUUCAGGUGAAUGGUACUGCUACAGAGCGUCGAAAGCCUAGUUAUGCAGAAAUUUGCCAGAGGACAGCGAAAGACACUCCAACACUACAGCCUCCUAAAGAAGCGAAGCCAAACAAUUCCAUCAUCGCCAAUGAAGACAAAAAAGCACCCGAAACCACAGGAGAGAAAAUUGAGUCUAAACUCAGAGACACUCUCCCAGCUAAGGCAGUCCCCGGUCGACCAAGAGAAGCAAGGAAACAGUCGGGGUGUCGGCCACCACCACCACCACUAAUCCAGGGGGCUGGAAAACACCCUAGUAAAGAUCUCUGCACGCCUCCCAAAUCUCCCUAGUAAACACUGAGGUUUAGGAGGCUGAAAAGAGGCUGGGCUUUUUGGAUGUUUAUCCCAGAGUCACCAAUCACAAGCAUAGAGGAUGAAUUGCUGGUACAGGGCUUGCAGACAGAAGCAGUUUUUGAAUGUGGAGCGUAUUGUGUUUUUUUUUUUUUUUCCCCCUGUUUUAUUUUAGUGUCAACCAGAUCUAGCUCGUUUUGUAGAUGGCUUUGGAAAUGACUAAUCCGUCAAAAAGGCACUUGAAUGAUGACAUAAGGUUUAGUUUGUAGCCAGAUGAAUAUCGACUUUUAGAAACGGUUAAUAAUUAUUUAUUACUUUAUCUGGAUGUCAUGAUAUGAAAGUGAACUAAAAACAGAUUGGAUCCAAUGUUGGUUGAUGCAGUGCUCGACUUAUGUGAUUUUUGUUUUCUUUUUAUUGCUAUAUUUAGUCUUCUAAUGUUUUGUGUAAGCAACUAGGGGGUAAUGAAUUACCAUACUUGUCAGGUUAUCUGUGUUGAAUUGCUUUAAGUUGCGAGGUGGAAUGUUAGAUAUUUUGGCUAAUGAGAUUGAAGUAUUGAGUAACCUGAAAGUUAAGUUUUUCACCAAGUGAUUUAAGAGUUCUUUGAGCAGCACAAGUAAAAAAAGUUGCCAACAAGUUUUCUGUUUUAACACCAGCCUUUUUUAAUAUAUAAUUACAAGCAUAGUGGUGUUAUAGCUGGAAUAAACGCUGUCCUUUUGGUUCUUUUAGCCUCUAUGCAUGGUUUAUUGUUGAGCACCUUACUUGGUAGAUUCCUUUUUUGUUUAGUUUUUGCUGAAGAAUGCAAGCAAGUACCUGUCUGCUUAGUCCCAAAGUAACUAGUUAUAACUAAUACAAAGCACACAAUGGCAGUACUGCCACACAGAGAGGUUAUAACCAGAGGCAGUAGAAAUCCACUUACGGCACACAGAGAUGUAUCAAAUGGACUCAGAUGUGCCUGUGGAUUUAUAACAAAAACAAUGUGACUUUUUAUUUGCCUGCUGUGCCUGUAUACAUCGCUUGCUGAUUGUAAUAGUCUUAACACAUUGGCAUCUUUGAUUGGCAGGCAUGGAUUCUGUAGGCAGCAAUACGUACUGUAUGAAGUUAGCAUGUACUGUUCUGUUCUGUCCGGUGUCCUAUAAAACACUAAAGGAGGGAUUUUUUAUUUUCUUUCUUGAAUCCAGUUGAAUUCUGUUAUCUGGUUCAGAACCUAGCUUUUUAUUGCAAGCAUUGUUUUUGUUUUUUAAAAUAUUAAUUUUACCCUGCAACGUGUAGAAAUAUAUAUUUGGGUAUAUUACCUAUAUCUUUGCUUUGAAAACAGGAUUUUCUUUUCUCUUAGCCAGAUAACAGUAUUAUAUUAAUUUGGAUAUAUAUAUAUAUAUUUUUUUCCCCCUGUAGAUUUCUACUGACUCGUCAUAACAAUGUAACCAGUUACCCUCUGUGCUCUAAAUUGUGUGACUAAAACAAAACCCUGCUCUCUGGACCUUGUGCCAAGUGCUCUUCUAAAGAGCUCUGCUCCUCUUAAUUCAACUUGUUAUUGUUGUUGAUGUCUUCCUUCCUGCAACAAGGAGCAUCUUGGAAUACUUGAGUGUGUGAACGAGGAUUACUUUUAAAACCCUGCAAAACAGGACCCAGAUAAGUGAGCUGUGACGGCAAUAGGGCUCGGUUUAUUUAUUUAGUUUGUUUUUUUCUUUUUUUUACACUUUUGAUGAUGAGAUUUCCUUUGUUUUAAAAUAGUGUAAUUAAAAUAAUUUAGAAUUCUGAAGGACUGGAAUGCACUGUUUGUCAGUGUUUAAAUCCAGAUGAUUUUUACUUUUAUUUAACACUUAAAACAAUGUGGUUUUUUUUCCCAUUUGGAUAGUCAGUGCAAAGAAGAUGCACCAUGCAUGCUUAUUGACACACCAAUGCAGUUUAUUCCAUACAAAGGUAUUUAAACAACUGAACAUUUUCUUUCUUUAAGAAAUUCCAUCCAGUGUUUGAAAACUUGAAUAUUAUUUAAACUUGAAAAUGACUUUGCCUUAACUUUUAUAUAAGACAGCUUAGAGUUUAUUGCUUUUCAACCCCCAAAGGGUUACCAAGAGUGGCACAGCAUUACCAAGUAAUAUCUACUGUCACUGAUCUUACUUGGUAAAACAAACACAAAAUCACAAACUAGCAUCAGAUCACAUUUUGUAAUAUAUUAGAGCUCUUAUAAGUUAUAUCUUUUUUUUUCAGUUUGUUGAAGAAAAAAAUCCUGUAAAUGCAAGUAGUUGAUACUGUAUUAAAUAUGUGCACUUGGAAGUAUGUGCUUUGAUUGUACAGUUGUAAAUAAUCAGAACAUAUAAAGAGGUACCUUUAAAAAAAAAAAAAAUACAAAAAUACAAAAAUAUUGAUCUUGAAAUAUUAAUGUUGCUGUUGAGCUGGAUGUAGAUGAAACUAAAUGUGUUUUUUUUUUUUGUUUUUUUUUUUGUUUUGUUUUUUUCCCCUGGUGUGCUGGAUUGAAUCUGUCUUCUUGGGAGACAAAAUGUGGAGAAAGAACUCUGACUGUAAUACUUAAAUGCACAGUCUCAUUCCAUUCCCCUUCUUGUGAGUAAGCAGUCUGGUUUAUGAUAAUGGUUGGUUAUUAAGUGUCAAAGUAGCAAAAUAAGCCCUUUUAUUGUGUAAACCAUUUUGGUGACAGACAGACGUGUAACACAUUUGUAGAAUUAAUUAUCCAGUUCCUAUUUACAGAUAUUUUUUUAAGGCUAUAUAUAAGGUGCUGUGCUCAAUUCAAACCAAAGUGGCAUUUGGUACACACUGCCUGAUGGAUCAGAAAAGCACAUUUACCAUCAGAAAUUUGAAAACUUAACUAAUUAUAACCAAAAUCAUUCAGUUUCAGUCUUAACACAGAAUUUACAGGGCAAAGACCUUUAAACUUAAAGUGAAGAAAAAUGCCUUUUUAUUUUUGUAUAUUAACAAACUGUCAAUUAACUUCCACUCAUAAAUGUGAAAUAUGCUAACAGCAGCCCUUAACUUUUACUGGUACUUCAUAUGAAUUCAAGUGUAUGCUGUGUUUGUUUUUUGGAUACAUAUUUAGGAAAUGUACAUUAUAAUUUUGGGGAGAAAAGGGGCUCAUAUGCCACAAUAAAUCCAUACAUUGUCUAGUAUUGUUAGAUUUAUAAAUGCCUGGACUGCAGUCAGUGUGGCAAAGUAUCCCAGCUGUUUGUGCCAUCUCAUACUUGACAGAUUUAAGCCAGCUGUGAUUUUAGUUGUAUUUUGGCUGCUGGAAAGGUUAGCGAUCAACAGCUGCAACCAGAAAAAAAAAAGAAAACGGUCUCCACACCAGCAACACGCAGUUCAUCAUUAUUAAAGCCAACUGGCACAUUUUAGUUUGUGUACCAUGGCCAACAUUUCUGUUUUGUUACACUAAGCUAUUGUAUGCCUGGGCCAGUUGUGCAAAAAGUAUAACUAUUGUUUGUACUGUUAUAGUCCAUUGAGUAUGCAGUUUGAAUCUAGCUUGGCUCCUGUUAUGUGUGUUGCUAUUUGCUUCCUGUCUGCAAAGAGAAUACCAGAAUGCAAAAUAUAUAUAUAUAUAUAUAUAUAUAUAUAUAUAUAUAUAUAUAUAUAUAUAUAUAUAUAUAUAUAUAUAUAUAUAUAUAUAUAUUGCUCUCUAGGCAAUAUGGUGGGGCUGUAGACUACUUCAUAGUAGAUUUUAUUGGAAAGAAACGUUUUUUGUCUUGCAAAGGCAAUGUUUUAUCAGUUAUCUGAACCAUUAAAAAAAAAAAGUCAAGGGUUAGUGCUUUGAAAGAAAGUUAUGCUAAUGUUCUGCAGUGUGGUGUGCUUUUUUAUUUUGUUUUCCUCCCAGCACUACAGGUCUGUUAUAUGUUUGGACUAUUACGCUUGUGUAAUCUAGAAUUUCAUAUCAAGUCCCACAUUUGCUUUUUAAAUAUUUCAGCAUCAGUAGUCCACUGAUACACCAUAAUACGUAUUGUGAAGGUUGCAGCUAGUUGUACACAUUGCCCAUGCUUGUGAGUGUAAUGCAGUGUAAAAAGGCACCAGCUGACUAACGAUGCAUACCAUUAUCUAUCAGCUAGCUGUGGUUGGAGUGUUUUUUUCCUAUGUAUCAUGAGGACACAUUACGCUAACAGCAGCGGAUAAUCGGGGAUUCUUUAAAGAGAAAGCUAACAGCAGUAACAAUUGUAAACGGAGGGUUCAUUUUGAGGGCUUAUGUUUUUGUUGUCUGUCUUCUUCCAUUAAGACUGGAAUCAAGCUUACAUGUAAACUAUUGGUAAUUUAAGUUUCUUUUUGUGUCAUGAUGUAAACUGUCUAAUUUGAAAAAAAAAAUGUAGCUUAUUGAAAAAAAUAAAGAUUUAGGCACUGUUAAAGAA
Molecule: messenger RNA, 7121 nt
Organism: Acipenser ruthenus (sterlet)
Lineage: Eukaryota; Metazoa; Chordata; Actinopteri; Acipenseriformes; Acipenseridae
Product: la-related protein 4B-like
Exons: 17
Coding region: 571-2781 (736 amino acids)
Biological process (GO): positive regulation of translation
Cellular component (GO): cytoplasmic stress granule; cytosol
Molecular function (GO): mRNA 3'-UTR binding
Source: RefSeq, a predicted model, not a curated record